Pseudomyrmex gracilis is the source of this 1238-nucleotide messenger RNA. Its product is annotated as ankyrin-1-like. The annotation marks the transcript as partial. The transcript is spliced from 6 exons. Gene Ontology annotation, molecular function: protein binding. The record is from RefSeq and is a predicted model, not a curated record. NCBI's taxonomy places the organism in Eukaryota, Metazoa, Arthropoda, Insecta, Hymenoptera, Formicidae.
ACACGCUUGUCGCAGUCGCAGAAAGUUGAAGUUGGCUCAACUCUGUACGACAAGGGUUCUUGCGACUGCGACAACCUUACGACCGGAAACAGUGUUCGUACGACAUUCUCAUACGACAUACGACACGAUCUGUGCGACUAUUGUAGACGAGGCUUUAAUGCUACAACUUGGUAUGUGGCACAACUCCCCUUAACUAUGCAAUUCAACAUGAGAAAAUGGAAAUUGCUGAAUUACUUUUCAAUCAUGGAGCUAACAUUAACGCCAGUGAUACACCACUGUGUUUUGCUGUUAAAAGAGGACAUGUAGAUAGUGUUAAGAUGCGUAUGGACAGAAGCACUAACAUUAAUGCUGAAACUCGGAAUGGCACAACUCUGCUUCACAAUGCGAUUGCACAUGAAGAAAUGGAAUAUGCUGAAGUACUUUUAAAUCAUGGAGCUAAUGUUAACGUCUGUAACAGUAAUGGUGUUACACCACUGUGUUUUGCUGUUCAAAGAGGACAUGUAGAUGGUGUUAAGAUGCUUAUAAACAGAGGUGCUAACAUUAAUGCUGAAAGUCGGAAUGGCACAUCUUCGCUUCACUAUGCGACUGAAAAUAAAGAAAUGAAAAUUGCUGAAUUACUUUUAAAUCAUGGAGCUAACGUUAACGCCAGUAACACUUACGGUGAUACACCACUGUUUCGUGCCAUUAAAAGAGGACAUGUAGAUGGUGUUAAGAUGCUUAUAAACAGAGGUGCUAACAUUAAUGCUGAAACUCGGUAUGGCACAACUCCGCUUCACUGUGCGAUUCGACUUAAAAAAAUGAAAAUUGCUGAAUUACUUUUAAAUCAUGGAGCUAACGUUAACGCCAGUACCAAGAACGGUGUUACUCCACUGUUUCUUGCUGUUAAAAGAGGACAUGUAGAUGGUGUUAAGAUGCUUAUAAACAGAGGUUCUAACGUUAAUGCUGAAACUCGGGAUGGCACAACUCCGCUUCACGAUACGAUUGAAAAUAAGAAAAUAGAAAUUGCUGAAUUACUUUUAAAUCAUGGAGCUAACGUUAACGCCAGUUAUACACCACUGUGUCUUGCUGUUAAAAACAGGCAUGUAAAUGUUGUUAUGAUGCUGUUAGACAGAGGUGCUAACAUUAAUUCUAUAUCAGAGAAGGUUUAUCUUAACCUUUAUUGUGGCUUCAUUGGUUCUAAACCAGUUGGUGAUAUUCUUACACAGCAUAUAGUUAAGAUGAAAACUGCAAAUUUCUAC